AUGAAUGGCACCUGUGCUCCCGUUGUUCAUCGAUUUCCUCGAGCGGGCACCAGUCCUUUACGUUCUCUAAUCGGCGGGUUGAUGUCGUCGCCUGAUGCGAUUACCUGCAUCUUCGCCGAGGUGUGUGGACAGAGCUGUGUUCGAGGUGUGCCAUCCUUGAACACAGCUCUGUCCGGCCUUCUCGAUCUUCUGCGAGAGCUCGCACGGAAUCAAACAGACGGCGCUCCGUACGUCAUGGUAGGGCGAAUUUCGGACGGGUAG
This is a messenger RNA of Necator americanus (New World hookworm), 261 nucleotides long. RefSeq lists its product as uncharacterized. Lineage: Eukaryota; Metazoa; Nematoda; Chromadorea; Rhabditida; Ancylostomatidae. The transcript has a single exon. The coding region runs from base 1 to 261 and encodes 86 amino acids. The record is from RefSeq and is a predicted model, not a curated record.